Messenger RNA from Amphimedon queenslandica, 763 nucleotides. RefSeq names its product transcription initiation factor TFIID subunit 4B-like. The transcript is spliced from 6 exons. Bases 82 to 747 code for a protein of 221 amino acids. Gene Ontology annotation, biological process: transcription initiation at RNA polymerase II promoter. Gene Ontology annotation, cellular component: transcription factor TFIID complex. Gene Ontology annotation, molecular function: DNA binding; protein heterodimerization activity; RNA polymerase II general transcription initiation factor activity. Lineage: Eukaryota; Metazoa; Porifera; Demospongiae; Haplosclerida; Niphatidae. The record is from RefSeq and is a predicted model, not a curated record.
AAUUUAACUUCCUCCAAAAUUUCCCACUAUACGGCAAGUGUUCCUGACCUGAGGACGCAUCUCCAGAUACAGAAAGAGUACAUGAAGCAACUAGUGGACAAGAAAGUGCAAGAGAAAAAUGGAGUCAAUACCACAACCGUCACUCAACUAACUCAAGGAGGAACAAAACUAACCCAACAGCAACAGAUCAAUGUCAUCCUAAGACAGCAGCAGCUUAUUAAAGAGCAGCAGCAGCAGGCUACACUGGUACUCAAGGGCAGAGUGAUCGGUACCAGCAGCUCUAGUAGCCCCCAGAGGUCAGCCUUCCCUAGGAAAGGUGGACUGACUGGUUUGAUUGGUAAACUGAAGACUCCAGGGGGUAAGGAUGAUAGCCCUGCCUCGCCUGGUGGGACUGGAGCUAAGAAUAAAGUACAAGAGGAUCAGGAUGAAGAGGAGGACCAUAUUGAUAACUUUGCUGGUGUCAAUUUAAAGGAGGAGACGGCUCAUUUUUUACCAGCAGCAUCAGACACACCCACAAAGAGCAUCAGUGAUGAAACCUUUUUAUCUACAGCAUUACUACGAAAUAAAGUGGCAACUAUUGAAUCUCGUUAUGGUGUCACAGAGAUAACCAAAGAAUUUUUAACUUUCUUGUCUCAUGCAACUGAGGAGAGACUAAGGAAUUUAGUAGAACAGGUAACUGUAAUCAGUCAACACAGAACUGAGCUACUGAAGGUUUGUUCACACUCUACAUGUACAUGUACUUUGUGACACGUCAAUUUGUUAA